AUGAGUUCACUAAUGCAUCGGAGUAACAUCAAGGAGUUAAUCCGUCAGGGUAAUUUGUCCACUCUGGAGGAAGUGGUGCUCCAGGGUUUUGGGGAUCGUUUACUCGGCGAGACAUCAAACGCUCCGUUGGUUCAAGAAUUUCUCGACAAAUUACCAGAUUUUAUUAGUGGCGCCAAUGACGGCACACAAAGCGAAGAGACCCUCUCGGAUAGGGCCGACUCGUCCAGCAAUGACGGCAGUAACGUGUCAUCAGUGAGGGGUCGAGUCGGCGGUGCCCUCAACUCGCCAUCGGCUCCCCGUCUGGACGUGUCGUCGGCUAACCUAAAGCGAUGGAUCCAAGAGAACAAUCUGGAGAUGUUGGAGGGGGUGGUGAUGGAGGGCUACGGCACUCGGCUUAAGGAGAAGGCCGAGUACUUUACCGACGACGACAGCGCCGACUCUAUGCUAUACAUAUCGGAAAUGGUGCCCAAAAUGAUGAACAAAAUCCGUGUGAUUCAUGCGGCCGUCUCGUGCGGUGAUCUGCUCGGCCUUCAGGACGGACUCGACGAGAAGAAUGAUUACGUUGUGGCCAAAGACCACUUGGGAAUGGCUCCCAUUCAUAAGGCGACUAUUAUGGGACACAUCGAUGUGGUUGAGUAUAUACUCGACAAGUUUCCCGAUACCGUCAACUUGAGGGACAAAGAGGGCCGAACAGCCCUUCACUACUCCGCCGCCACCACUAAUCGCAACGGCAGUAAAAUAUAUAAGAUUCUCAUCAGAGCCGGAGCUGAUCCACGGAUUAGAGAUUCCGUGAUAGAUAUUUAA
Messenger RNA from Medioppia subpectinata, 804 nucleotides. NCBI's taxonomy places the organism in Eukaryota, Metazoa, Arthropoda, Arachnida, Sarcoptiformes, Oppiidae. The record is from the annotation of a GenBank genome assembly.